UCAGUGAAUUGCAUGACUUCUGGAAUUUUAACAAAUUCCACGAAUUGAUGGCUGGUAGCCACGGGAGUUGAACUUUCUGCUGUGUGAUGCAGACCUGAUUUUAAACGUUUAAUAGAGUCGCGAAGUUGUCGAUGUUUUCAUGGAAGUCGUACUGUAACUUUGUAACUUGUGCCGCUGAGGGCAGGGCAGGAUCGUGGGGUCUUGACUGCAACAAUAAGGGUCUGCUUGUUUACAAUGUCUCUGACUGAUAGUUUUGCUAUUGAGACUUAGCAGAAAAGCAAAACUGUUAAUCUCUGAUGGAUUUCCCUAUUGUCAUAACGUGACAGAGGUCGCUACACUGACCAAUUGAACGUGGGUUUAUACACGUUAUGUAAAUCAAUGCAGUAACGUUAGCCACGAAAAAGGCUUAAAGUGGUUAUUGUGUGGAUUCACUUUUUAAAUAACCUGUAUAGCCUAUGCCACAACACUUCACUGAAUUUGUAUCUAAUUUUAAUCAACAAUAAUGUAACAUGGGUGCUUACUUAUAGGGCUAAUGAAAACUAAAGGGGCAUCCUAUUCACACACUUAGGCCUACCUCCUAUCACCCUCGUCUCAGACGGCACGUGUUCUUUUCCAUCUUCUCGAAGCGAUGUGUGCAUUUGUUAAAACGAGUUUAAUAGAGUCUUCCAUUCUCACCAACCGGGGAUGUCCCACACGCUGUUGACUCCUAUUACGUCAUCACUUCCAAUAUUGGGACAGGGGAGGGAACCCUUUGGAGGCUAGGGCAGGUCUUGAUCUAUGUCAAAUAACCGAAUAUCGCAUGUUUCACUUAACCGACAGAGGUAGCUUUCGGUGUAUGACAUUGUAGAACAUCUCUGCAACAAUCUCAUAUGCCGUAUGCUAAAUGAUAGGCUACACUUGAAAAGACAACUACGUACAAAGAAUGCAGGUAGCAUGACCAAUUUUUAGCACGAUCUGAUAGGUUGCUUUUAUAAGGGCCACUUAUAUAGGGGAACAGGAAAUACAAAUAACUGGUUUAUGGGAAAAGACACGCCUAUCUUGCAUUGGAGAUGUUUCAGAUUACUAAUGUGAGGAACAUCUUUCUGACACAAGCUUGACCUGGUCGUGCUUGGAAUAGCAAAAUAUCUCUUAUACACAGGAGGAGAGAGCAGAGUAGGUCAUCAUGGCCCAGUGGAAUCAGUUGCAGCAGCUGGAGACGCGCUACCUGGAGCAGCUCUAUCACCUGUACAGUGACAGCUUCCCCAUGGAGCUGCGUCAGUUCCUCGCCCCUUGGAUCGAGAGCCAGGACUGGGCGUACGCGGCCAACAAGGAGUCGCAUGCCACGCUGGUGUUCCACAACCUCCUGGGGGAGAUCGACCAGCAGUACAGCCGCUUCCUGCAGGAGAACAACGUGUUGUACCAGCACAACCUGCGGCGCAUCAAGCAGCACCUGCAGAGCAAGUACCUGGAGAAGCCCAUGGAGAUCGCACGCAUCGUGGCCCGGUGCCUGUGGGAGGAGCAGAGGCUGUUGCAGACCGCCACCACAGCGCAGCAGGAUGGCCAGGCUGCCCACCCCUCAGGUACUGUGGUGACCGAGAAACAGCAGAUGCUCGAGCACAACCUGCAGGACAUCAGGAAGAGAGUGCAGGACAUGGAGCAGAAGAUGAAGAUGCUGGAGAAUCUGCAGGAUGAUUUCGAUUUCAAUUACAAGACAUUGAAGAGUGCUGGAGAGCUGUCUCAGGACCUGAAUGGGAACAGCCAGGCUGCUGCCACCAGACAGAAGAUGGCCCAGCUGGAGCAAAUGCUCAGCGCCCUGGACCAGCUCAGGAGGCAAAUAGUGACUGAGAUGGCUGGGCUGCUGUCUGCGAUGGACUUUGUGCAGAAGAACCUGAGUGAUGAGGAGCUGGCCGACUGGAAGAGGAGGCAGCAGAUUGCCUGCAUCGGAGGCCCACCCAACAUCUGCCUGGACCGCCUGGAGACAUGGUUCACGUCUCUGGCGGAGUCUCAGCUGCAGAUCAGGCAGCAGAUCCGUAAGCUGGAGGAGCUGCAGCAGAAGGUCUCCUACAAAGGCGACCCCAUCAUCCAGCACCGUCCUGCUCUGGAGGAGAAGAUCGUCGACCUCUUCAGGAACCUCAUGAAGAGUGCGUUUGUGGUUGAGAGGCAGCCCUGCAUGCCCAUGCACCCCGACAGACCACUGGUCAUCAAAACAGGCGUCCAGUUCACCAACAAAGUCAGAUUACUGGUGAAAUUCCCUGAACUGAACUACCAGCUGAAAAUCAAAGUCUGCAUUGACAAGGAAUCAGGAGAUGCCAUUCGAGGGUCGCGUAAAUUCAACAUCCUGGGCACCAACACCAAGGUGAUGAACAUGGAGGAGUCCAACAACGGCAGCCUCUCGGCAGAGUUCAAACACCUGACUCUUCGAGAGCAGAGGUGUGGUAAUGGAGGAAGGACCAACAGUGACGCCUCUCUCAUCGUCACAGAGGAACUUCAUCUGAUCACUUUUGAGACAGAAGUCUACCACCAAGGACUCAAGAUAGACUUGGAGACUCAUUCUCUGCCAGUGGUGGUCAUCAGUAACAUCUGCCAGAUGCCAAAUGCCUGGGCCUCCAUCCUGUGGUACAACAUGCUGACCAACCACCCAAAGAAUGUCAACUUCUUCACCAAGCCCCCGGUGGGCACGUGGGACCAGGUGGCUGAGGUCCUGAGCUGGCAGUUUUCCUCCACCACCAAGAGAGGCCUGACCAUCGAGCAGCUCACCACACUCGCAGAGAAGCUGCUAGGUCCAUGUGUGAAUUACUCCGGAUGUCAGAUUACCUGGGCCAAGUUUUGCAAGGAGAACAUGGCAGGGAAAGGCUUUUCCUUCUGGGUGUGGUUGGACAACAUCAUUGACCUGGUCAAGAAGUACAUCCUGGCUCUCUGGAACGAGGGGUACAUCAUAGGUUUCGUCAGUAAGGAGCGAGAGCGGGCCAUCCUGAGCCCCAAGCCCCCCGGCACCUUCCUGCUGCGCUUUAGCGAGAGCAGCAAGGAGGGAGGCAUCACCUUUACCUGGGUGGAGAAGGACAUCAGUGGUAAGACUCAGAUCCAAUCUGUGGAGCCCUACACUAAGCAGCAGCUCAACAGCAUGUCGUUCGCCGAGAUCAUCAUGGGCUACAAGAUCAUGGAUGCCACCAACAUCCUGGUGUCACCGCUGGUUUACCUGUUCCCAGACAUCCCCAAAGAAGAGGCCUUUGGCAAAUACUGCAGACCUGAAGCCCAACCCGAGCAAGAGCUGACUGAUGGAUGCACCAUUCAGCCUUACCUCAAAACCAAGUUCAUCUGCGUUACCCCGUGUCCCUCCGUCUUCAUGGACUUUCCGGACAGUGAGCUUCUAGGAAACGGCUUCUCUGGCACAAACUCCGGAAACACCAGUGAUCUGUUCCCCAUGUCUCCUCGCACACUCGACUCUCUCAUGCAUAACGAGGUAGCUGAGGCCAACCCAGCACAUCUCGAUUCCCUCACCCUGGACAUGGAGGAUAUGGCAUCAUAGUCUAUGUAGGAACUGUAUCCAUAGUGAUGAGACUAUAUCACUUCACCAGAUGUUUUCUUUUUGAUUUCCUCUCAUUUUCUAAUUGAAAAUAUAGGCUGUAAAUACUGAGCUUUUAAUGGGUGCUGUAACUCAUGCUUUGAAGAAAGCCAGUUGCCGAUUUCAUUAGUCUAGAGAUGGAGUUUGUAAUGUCAUCCAUUAUGUUUCAACGAAGCCAUGUUGGCUCCAGCAGUUUGAAGUAAUUCACCCAGCUCAAAUAGAAUUCUUUAGAGAUAACUCUUAGCUGAUUAUGGCUCCCAGCAAUUUAAAGAAUGGUAUGACAAUACUGUUUUUAUUUUUAUUUUUGUGUCUUGGCAUUUAAAUUCGUAACAUAUUCUUAAAACAUCUUGCCAUUGUAAUGAAAUAUCUUGGAGAAGAAUUGUCUAUAUAGUCCUGUCAAGUGUUUGUCACCUUAUGCCCUUUUUUUAAAUGAUUAUAUUUUUCUUAUAGCAAAAAGCAAUGUAAGCUAGCAAUGUAAAAAUUCAUAGUAAGGGAAUCUGUACCCCUAUAUUAAUCUUGGAUGUUUUAUAGAAUUUAUCUGUAUCUCUCCUUUCUUGUAUCCAUUUCUCUGUCUGAGUUUACUAUUGUAGAUCAUGUCAUGUCCUCAUGCCAUUCUCUCUCCAUCCCUUUCUUUCUGCUUCUGUGAGAGCCUUGGAACAUGCCCCUCUUCCUCCCUUCCUUCUCUCUUUAUUUUUCUCUGUCUGUCUUUCCUCUGAGUUGGCAGACUCUACUGCCUUGACGAUGAUUCUUCGUAUUUCCUCCCACCAGCGGGCUCCCCACCUCAGGGGCCGACGUCCUUAAAGCCUCCUGAGGCCCCCCAUACCCCCGAGUCCACCGCCUGUAACCCCCGCGCCGUUACGUACAUGCAGAUUCACUUCAAACAGCCCGCAGGGCCCCUCCUUUCAAAACAGACAAGGACCAAAAGGGAGGAAUUUAAGGCGGCAGAUAAAGUCAUUCAUCGCGUUUAAAGGUCACGCAUCUUAAUGCCGCUGCGUUGCCUUUCAUUAGGCCCGCCAGCCAUUACGCUCUCGUUUAUCUCGGCACAUCAGGCGGCUUCCUCGCGAGUCAUCCUCUGGCAGCCAUUUUACUAGAAAGGUUGCCAACAGGGGGUGGGUGGGUUUGGGGUUCGUGGGAGAGUAGGCAACAGCGUUGAUUGCUUUGAGGUUCCUGGCCUGACAUUUUGGAAGGGUAAAUGGUUCUCCCGCUCUCCUCUCCCGUUAUUGAUCUGAUUGGAACGGUAUUAGAAUUGGUUUUGGUGCUUUGUUAUUUAACAGACGGUGUAAGACAGGGUCUUGAACUAUAAAGCCCAAUAUCCAGAGGAUGCCAGCAUACUCAUACAUUAUUAACAUUUACUAUUUAACAUUGUUUUUGGCUUUCAUCCAUUUUUCUGUGUUUACCGUUUUAUAAAAACAUAUUGUGUGAUCAACACAUCUGUACAAUGUCUGUUUAAACAGGGCCUAUGAGUAAAUGCUGCUUGUAUCAUUCUGCAUACCCUGUAAAUUAUGCUGUAGACCAUUUCAUUAAAAACAUGUGGUAUCACAUUGUAAGGCUUUAAGUUUUGGACCAAUAACCUUUUGGAUCUUAAACACAGCUGGACCUAUAGUUUCAAUGAAUUCGGUGUGGGUCAGUGUUUUAUAGAACAUGCCUUUUAAGAACACUCAAGAGUCACCUUGCCACACUGGGUUGACAUUUCUCACAUACCUCCUGACCCUCUUAUUGUAAGGGUAGCGAGCAGGUACAGUGUUAAGGUGCAGUAAGUAACCCCACUCCUCCACACCUUGUCAACAGACACUAGCACCCGUGGGUUUAAGCCUCCUUGCUACCACACCCACCUCCCACGCAGAGGUUGCGAGUUUGAGUCCGGUGCUGGACUGGGCUUGUCUACACAAUGCAGGUUUAAUUAUCUCUACCCUUUAUCCCUGUUACUUCCCAUUGCUUCACUGCACAAGGUUAAAAUAAGGGCAGGCAAUUGGUACUAAGAGUAUUAAGUGUUGUAUGACUUUGCAAGAUGUUUUUUUUUUGUCACGUUUAGUUUAAUUUGAAUGGUCUCUGUGUGGGUGGUGAAGUGGUCUCAGUCCUGCAGUGGAAUUGAUUAGCCCUGCAGGCUGCACCCCCUCCACCCAUAAAUAACUUAAGUCCUCCACCAAUGAAUCCUCAUUAUGUGGUGCCUGGCAGGGCAAACACUGACAGAAUUCCAUUUGGUUAUCAAUUUCCCCAGGUCUGCCCCUGAACUUGGUAUUUAAGGGGAACGUGGCAAAAAGCACUUAUAUUUUGUAGCAAAUCACUUGAGCAGCCAGCUAUGUUCAUACCCUUUGAAUGUUAAGUAUAUUUUUUCUUUUAGGUACUUGUGAUUUUUAGAUUAUUCACUUUCGAGUUUGAAUGUCUAACUGAAUUAGUAACUUGCACCUGACAAAUAAAUUGUGAUGCUCAGA
Messenger RNA from Clupea harengus (Atlantic herring), 5973 nucleotides. RefSeq names its product signal transducer and activator of transcription 3 (acute-phase response factor) (gene stat3). The record is from RefSeq and is a predicted model, not a curated record. Gene Ontology annotation, molecular function: DNA-binding transcription factor activity; DNA binding. Lineage: Eukaryota; Metazoa; Chordata; Actinopteri; Clupeiformes; Clupeidae. Gene Ontology annotation, biological process: signal transduction; regulation of DNA-templated transcription.